Messenger RNA from Aspergillus eucalypticola CBS 122712, 1434 nucleotides. Its product is annotated as alcohol dehydrogenase family protein. The transcript has 4 exons. Gene Ontology annotation, molecular function: oxidoreductase activity; zinc ion binding. NCBI's taxonomy places the organism in Eukaryota, Fungi, Ascomycota, Eurotiomycetes, Eurotiales, Aspergillaceae. Bases 76 to 1182 code for a protein of 368 amino acids. The record is from RefSeq and is a predicted model, not a curated record.
CACCACUUCAUCUUCAACGUUGCACAUCUUGCAAUUCUCACUCCAUUACUCAUAGCUACAACUAUAUCGAUAGCCAUGCAGGCCGUUGUUUUCAAAGGUCCUCUCGAGGUUGCUCUCGAGGAGCGUCCCAUUCCUCAGAUCCAGGAUCCCACCGACGUGAUCGUCAAAGUACGCUACACUGCACUAUGUGGGAGUGAACUACACGUCUUCCGCGGCCACCAGCCCUCCACAACCGGCUUCAUCAUGGGCCAUGAGUUCACCGGAGAAAUCGUCGAAACCGGCUCAGACGUCCACAAUUUCCAUACUGGUGACCUAGUUGUCUCACCAUUCACUGUGAGCUGUGGGGAAUGUUUCUACUGCGUGCGAGGUUGUUCCUCUCGCUGCGCUAAGUGCCAACUCUACGGCUCUGCGGUCCUGGAUGGCGGGCAGGCAGAUUAUGUCCGUGUCCCGCUGGCGGACUCGACGCUGGCUGCUGCGCCGAAGGAGAUUGACGAGAAAAAGCUUGUGCUUAUGGCGGAUAUUUUCCCCACGGGUUAUUUUGCCGCCAAUAAUGCAUUCAAGGGGAUGGAUGAAGCUACGGUGCAGGAGAGUACGGUAAUUCUGUUUGGAUGUGGACCGGUAGGGAUCUGUGCGUUGAUCAGUGCACUGGAGUAUCGACCGAGGCAUCUUAUUGCCAUUGAUAGUGUUCCCGAUCGGUUGGAGUUGGCGGGACGGCUAGGGGCCGAGCCGUGGAAUUUCCAGACGCAGGCAGAUGGUUUAAGAGACAGGGUGAAGGAAUUGACGGAGGGCAGAGGUGCCGAUGUGGCGAUUGAGGUAGUGGGACAUAGUAGUGCGCUGGCUAUGGCGUUUGAGAUGUUACGGCCCUGGGGUCGGAUCUCGAGUGUGGGAGUGCAUAAUGGCGAGAUCCCGUGGACGGGCAAUCAGGCGUACGGGAAAAAUCUGCAAAUUCAGAUGGGACGAUGCCCAGUUCGGAGUAGGUUGAUCGUUCUAUUGGUAGGUUAUUAUGAUGCUGACAACUGUAUGAUAGGCACUUUUGAGGAUGCGUUGAAGCUGCUGGUUCAGAAGCAGGAUACUCUUGAUUUCAUGGUAACUGAUGUGCGACCACUCUCGGAGGCUGUCCGAGCAUAUGACGAUUUUAAUCAUAUGCGAUCGCAGAAGAUCAUUUUCGAGGGUGGAAAGUGAGCAUUUUCGGCGGUGAGGAGUUGGUGGUGAGGAUCGUUCAAUUAUGCGGUAGAGUGGUUUGCAUCGGAUGAAAACAACUCAUGUCUUUCCAAUUAGCAGUCAAAUCCAUUUACAAACGUUCCUGAUUGCAGCUAGAUCCAAUAUGACGAUACUGCUGGUGUGUUGUCCGUCCAAACUCUUUCAUGGCUAUUAAUCAAAGGGAUUGGUAUGUGUUUGAUACCUGCCAAGGGUGCCUAGGCUGUAAGUAGACGA